This is a messenger RNA of Fusarium sp. VM40, 969 nucleotides long. NCBI's taxonomy places the organism in Eukaryota, Fungi, Ascomycota, Sordariomycetes, Hypocreales, Nectriaceae. The record is from the annotation of a GenBank genome assembly.
AUGGUCACUUUCAACAAAAUAGCACUCACUGCCUUGACUUUUGGUGGUUCUACUGUAACUGCAGAGCCAAAGCCCGCAGCCACUGCCUCUUCUCCUUCAUCUUUUGGACUCUCCGACUUUAAACCUGGUGUUCAAUGGGAGAUAGUUAUUCAUGAGCCUAUCAAACAUGACAGCGCCGCCGACUUGAUCCCAUUAAAGGCCAAGGUCUGGGACGUUGAUAUGGGCCAUGCUCGUCGUUAUCCUGAGAUGAUUCCUCUACUCAAGAGCGCUGGCAAGUUCGUCAUCUGUUACUUUAACGCCGGCGCUGUCCAAGCUUGGGACGACGACAAAGAUAAAUUUCCCAAGGCCGUUAUUGGACACUCAUUGGCCUAUCCUUACGAUAGCGAAGAGUGGUACCUCGACAUUCGCGACUCGACUGUGCUGAAGCUCCAAAAAGCACGUCUUGAUGUUGCCGCCAAGAUCGGAUGCGAUGCUGUUGACCCCGACAAUGUCGAUGCUUGGCAGCAGGAUGAAGGGGAUCCUACAGGCUUCAAUUUGAAGUCAUCUGACUACACCAAGUACCUUAAGAGUCUUGCUCAGUACGCCCACUCUAUCAAGACUAAGGACGGCAACCUGCUCCUUGUUGGCCAGAAAAAUGCGCCAGAAAUCGCAGAUGACCUAGUCUCGUCUCUCGAUUUUGCUGUCCUUGAGUCCUGCCGCGGAACUACCGACCCCGAAGAGGAGAAUUGGCCCUUCUGCGAGGACUUCCAGACAUAUAUUGAUGCUGGCAAGCCUGUGCUCCAGAUCGAGUAUCCUCCCUCUGUCGAGAAGACAGGUAAGCUCAGCUCAUCCGACAAGACCUAUUACUGCACGCCCAAGGAAGAGGAUAAGGAUUUUAGCAAGAUUAUUAAGUGGGCUUCUGCUCAACUUGACGGCUGGGGCCAGUACUGUGGCGAAGAGCCUUUCCGCACUCCUGUUAUCAAGGAGUAA